UUCAGUAAAUUCGGAAAACACAAGGUUGAGCUGAAUCUUCCAAAAUUCAGGAUCGAAAGUCAAAAUGAUCUCCAAUCGGCCCUUCAAUCGGCAUGACAGAUGCGUUCAGCAGCACCGCGGAUUUCAGUGGCAUGUCAAACGAGCGAGUUUCCGUCAGCCGGAUCGUCCAACGCGCCAUUAUCGAAGUAGACGAAACCGGCACGAAAGCUGCGGCUGCCACGAUGUACGCCAGGUUUUCCAGGAGUACUUCAAUUGUGUUGAACGUCGACAGGCCAUUUUACUUUUCGAUAAAAUAUGGAGAUUUGACGCUUUUUCAAGGACACGUUGUCAAUCCAAUGAAGGGUUAAACAAGACCCAAUGGAAAAACAGCUCUCAAUCCGAAACACGUCAAGUUUUUAAAAAUAAUUUUAAAUUUAGGUUCUCUACAAACCACAUUUUUUUAUUAGUAUUAACAAGCAAAAGUGCGUUGAACGUGUAUUAUAUU
This is a messenger RNA of Copidosoma floridanum, 484 nucleotides long. RefSeq names its product serine protease inhibitor 42Dd-like. NCBI's taxonomy places the organism in Eukaryota, Metazoa, Arthropoda, Insecta, Hymenoptera, Encyrtidae. Gene Ontology annotation, molecular function: serine-type endopeptidase inhibitor activity. The record is from RefSeq and is a predicted model, not a curated record.